This is a messenger RNA of Eptesicus fuscus (big brown bat), 6792 nucleotides long. RefSeq names its product Rho guanine nucleotide exchange factor 17 (gene ARHGEF17). Bases 37 to 6216 code for a protein of 2059 amino acids. Lineage: Eukaryota; Metazoa; Chordata; Mammalia; Chiroptera; Vespertilionidae. Gene Ontology annotation, molecular function: protein binding; guanyl-nucleotide exchange factor activity. Gene Ontology annotation, biological process: actin cytoskeleton organization. The record is from RefSeq and is a predicted model, not a curated record. The transcript has 21 exons.
CCCGAGGCCAGCCCCCCCGGAGUGAGCGCCGCCACCAUGGCGGACGGGGCGCCCCGGCCCCCGCUGUACCGCAGCGUCUCGUUCAAGCUGCUGGAGCGUUGGAGCGGCGGGCCCGGGCCGAAGGAGGGGGCCGCGGACCCAGCCGGGCUGCGGGGCCGCGCCUCGUGCCGGCCGGUCGCGGCCGUCCCGGGCCAGCCCUCCCGGCGCGUGUCCAAGCUGGCGUCGGGGCCCCCGGCCGCCCCCGCGCAGCCGCGCCCGCUCCGCAGUCUCUCGCCGUCGGUGCGCCAGCUCUCCCGGCGCUUCGACGCGCCGCGGCCGGACACCUCCGCCGGGGCCCGGGACGGGGGCGUCUCCCCCGGGGCCGUGGAAGAAGCGGCCGAAGGUGCCGUGCGCGGGGCCUGGCCCAGCGUCACCGAGAUGCGCAAGCUCUUCGGCGGUCCGGGCUCCAGGCGGCCCAGUGCCGAGUCGGAGGCCUCGGGGACGCCCAGCCCCGACGGGGCCGCGUGGGAACUCCCGGCCCGGGAGCCCCGACAACCACCGACGCCGCCGCCUCGGACGUGCUUCCACCUGGCGGGCCUGCGUUCUGCGCGGCCGCUGCCCGGCCCGGGGACCGAGGGGAGGCGGCGGCGGCAGCAGCAGCAACAACAGGAGCGGGCGCAGCGUCCGGCGGAUGGUUUACAUUCUUGGCAUAGCUUCUCCCAACCGCAGGCCGGGACCCGGGCCUCCCGCUCCUCCUCCUCCUCCGUGGCCUCCUAUCCUGUCAGCGGCAGCGGGGCUGCCAGCUCCAGCGAGGAGGAAGAGGAGGGCCCGCCGCCGCUGCCGCCCGGGGCGCAGAGCCCGGCCUACCACGGAGGCCUCUCCUCCGGCAGCGAAGAGGACCAAGAUGGUGAGGGCAGCCGCCGCUGGAGAGGGAGGCCGGGGCCCAGGCCUGGGAGCUCCCUCUUGGAGGAGGACUGUAAGCCAGACAGUCGUGGGUUAAAUCUGAGCAGCAUGGACCCCGUUAGGGGAGCCAGAAGCCUGGAGCCCCCAACCUCUCCCAGAGCCCCUAGCGAGGAAGGACCCCGGGAGUGGGGUGCUGCCUCACCUCCCUGUGUGCCGGGUCCCCCCCAGGAGGGACUUCGGUCUUUGUCGGACACGGUGGGGGGAGCUUUCCGCGUGGCUAAGGUGAGCUUUCCCGCCUACCUGGCCAGCCCAUCGGGCUCCUGUGGUAGCAGCCGUUAUUCCAGCACGGAGACCCUCAAGGAUGAGGACCUGUGGGCGAGCCGGGGCUCUGGGAGCUGGGGUGUGUAUCGUUCCCCUAGCUUUGGAGCUGGAGAAGGGCUCUUCCUAAGGGCCCAGGCUCGAACCCGCACCAAGGGACCCGUCGGCACCACAAGGGCAUCGAGGGAUGGAGGAUUGGAGUUGGACAAGAGGCGGCAGCGCAAGUCCCUGUCGAAUCCAGACAUUGCCUCAGAGACCCUGACGCUGCUCAGUUUCCUGCGCUCGGACCUUUCAGAGCUGAGGGUCCGAAAGGCUGCUGGGCGCCCCGGGGACCUCGGGAGUAGCCCCUUAGAUGGCAGAGACUCACCGUCAGCAGGUGGCGUGGGGGGGCAACUUGGGCCCAUGGCCCCAGCAGCCCCAGCAGCCCCUGGCACCCGCCCCACACUCAAGGAUUUGACAGCCACCCUUCGAAGGACGAAGUCAUUUACCUGCUCCGAGAAGCCCGUGGCCCGCCGUCAACCCCGCGCCGGUUCCCUGAAGCCCAGCUCCUCUGAGCUCCUGCUGGCAGACCCCGGUGCCGAGGAGGACCCGCUGCCCCUCGUUGUGCAGGAUCAGUAUGUCCAAGAGGCCCGUCAGGUUUUUGAGAAGAUCCAGCGCAUGGGUGCCCAGCAGGAUGAUGGAAGUGAUAUCCCCCCUGGGAGCCCCGAGUGGGCAGGGGACAUGACCCAAGGGCAGCGGUCCCAGGAGGAGCUCUCCGGCCCUGAAUCCAGCCUGACUGAUGAGGGCAUUGGGGCAGACCCUGAGCCUCCUGUUUCAGCCUUUUGCAGCCUGGGCACCACAGGGGUAUGGCGACCGCUUCACUCGCCUUCAGCCCAGACCAGCCACCUCCCUGGGACUGAAGACAGUGUGGGAGGGUGGUCCCUGGUGGCUCCUGAUACUCCUCCCACACCAGGUGCCCUCCGCAGGAGACGGAAAGCCCCACCUUCAGGCCCUGGUGGGACUGAACUGAGCAAUGGGGAGGCAGGGGAGGCCUACCGGUCUCUAAGUGACCCAAUUCCACAGCGCCACCGGGCUGCCACCUCUGAGGAGCCCGCUGGGUUUUCUGUGGAUAGCAACCUCCUGGGCUCACUGAGCCCCAAAACAGGGCUUCCAGUAGCCCCAGCUGUGGAUGAGGGCUUGACCAGCGGCCACAGUGACUGGUCUGUGGGCAGUGAAGAGAGCAAGGGAUACCAGGAGGUCAUGCAGAGCAUUGUUCAAGAGCCUGGUGCCUUGGGGCGUGUGGUGGACGACAGGGUGACUGGCAAAGCCCCCAAGAAGAAAUCUUUGAGUGACCCCAGCCGCCGUGGGGAGCUGGCAGGGCCUGGAUUUGAGGGCCCUGGAGGGGAGCCCAUCCGAGAGGUUGAGCCCACGCUGCCUCCGUCCAGCAGUGAGCCCAUUCUUGCAGAUGGACAGGCAGAACCGGAAGAGCCCAGUCCUGCCAGGGGCCGGGCACAGUCUGAGGUGGCUCUGCCUGAACCCCUGUCUACCUGCCCCAGCGCCCACCAUGACUUCCACCUGGACCCUAAACUGGCUGAUGUUCUGUCCCCGCGGCUCAUCCGCCGUGGCUCCAAGAAGCGCCCAGCCCGGAGCAGUCAUCAGGAGCUGCCGCGAGAGGAGGGCAGUCAGGCCCGACCCUCCUCCAAACAUGUUCGCCAUGCCAGCGUGCCUGCCACCUUCACCCCUAUCGUGGUGCCUGAGCCACCCACUUCUGUCGGCCCCCCAGUGGCUGUGCCAGAGCCCAUGGGCUUUCCUGCCCGCGCCCACCCCACAUUGCAGGCACCCUCCCUCGAGGAUGUCACUAAGCAGUACAUGCUGACCCUCCGCUCUGGCGAGGUGCCUGCCCCAGUGCCAGUGCCAGUGGAUAUGCCAUGCUUGACUCCAGUGGUUGCACCGCCCUCUGCUGAGGCCAAGCCCCCGGAGGCAACCCGGACUCCAGAAGAGCCUGCCCCGGCCAGCAAGUGCUUCAGCAAGCCGCAGGUGGACAUGCGGAAGCACGUGACCAUGACCCUGCUGGACACGGAGCAGUCAUACGUGGAGUCGCUGCGCACCCUGAUGCAGGGCUACAUGCAGCCACUGAAGCAGCCAGAGAACUCCUUGCUGUGUGACCCAUCGCUGGUGGACGAGAUUUUCGACCAGAUCCCGGAGCUCCUGGAGCACCACGAGCAGUUCCUGGAGCAGGUGCGGCACUGCGUGCAGACCUGGCACGCCCAGCAGAAGGUGGGAGACCUGCUCAUCCAGUCGUUCUCCAAGGAAGUCCUGGUCAACAUCUAUUCUGCCUACAUUGAUAACUUUCUCAACGCGAAGGAUGCUGUGCGUGUGGCUAAGGAGGCGAGGCCUGCCUUUCUCAAGUUCCUGGAGCAAAGCAUGCGUGAGAACAAGGAGAAGCAGGCGCUGUCCGACCUCAUGAUCAAGCCCGUGCAGCGGAUCCCACGCUAUGAGCUUCUGGUGAAGGACCUCCUGAAGCACACCCCUGAGGACCACCCGGACCACCCGCUCCUGCUGGACGCACAGCGGAACAUCAAGCAGGUGGCUGAACGCAUCAACAAGGGCGUGCGGAGUGCCGAGGAGGCAGAGCGGCACGCCCGCGUGCUGCAGGAGAUCGAGGCUCACAUCGAGGGCAUGGAGGAUCUCCAGGCCCCACAGCGGCGGUUCCUGAGGCAGGAGAUGGUCAUUGAAGUGAAGGCAGUCGGCGGCAAGAAGGACCGGUCCCUCUUUCUGUUCACGGACCUCAUCGUCUGCACCACCCUGAAGCGGAAGUCGGGCUCCCUGCGGCGCAGCUCCAUGAGUCUGUACACGGCAGCCAGCGUCAUCGACACGGCCAGCAAAUACAAGCUGCUGUGGAAGCUGCCGCUGGAAGACGCAGACAUCAUCAAAGGAGCAACCCAGGCCACCAAUCGGGAGAACAUCCAGAAGGCCAUCAGCCGCCUAGACGAGGACCUGACCACCCUGAGCCAGAUGAGCAAGCUCUCUGAGAGCCUCGGUUUCCCCCACCAGAGCCUGGACGACGUGCUUCGGGACCUCUCGGCCGCCAUGCACCGGGACCUGUCCGAGAAGCAGGCGCUGUGCUAUGCGCUUUCCUUCCCCCCGACCAAGCUGGAGCUGUGUACCACGCGGCCCGAGGGCACGGACUCCUUCAUCUUCGAGUUCCCCCACCCUGACGCCCGCCUUGGCUUUGAGCAGGCCUUCGAUGAGGCCAAGAGGAAGCUGGCAUCCAGCAAAAGCUGCCUAGACCCUGAGUUCCUGAAGGCCAUCCCCAUCAUGAAAACACGCAGUGGCAUGCAGUUCUCCUGUGCGGCCCCAACCCUGAGCAGCUGCCCAGAGCCCGCGCCGGAGGUGUGGGUGUGCAACAGUGACGGCUACGUGGGCCAGGUGUGCCUGCUGAGCCUGCGCGCCGAGCCUGACGUGGAGGCCUGCAUCGCCGUCUGCUCCGCUCGCAUCCUCUGCAUUGGGGCGGUGCCCGGCCUGCAGCCCCACUGCCAACGGGAGCGGCCUGCAUCACUGAGGACCCCCCAGGAGUCGGCACCUGAGCCUGCUGGGCCAGAACUGGAAGUCGAGGCUGCAGACGAGGAAGCAGGGAUGCUGGCAGAGUCAGGGCCCCAGCCCUGCCUACACAUCUCCAUUGCCGGAUCGGGCCUCGAGAUGGCACCAGGCCCUGCUGAGGGUGACCCCCGCCCGGAAUUGGUGCCCUUUGACAGUGACUCGGACGAUGAGUCUUCGCCCAGCCCCUCCGGGACCCUGCAGAGCCAGGCCAGCCGGUCCACCAUCUCCUCUAGCUUUGGCAAUGAGGAGACCCCCAGCUCCAAGGAGGCCAUGGCAGAGACGACCAGUUCAGAGGAGGAGCAGGAGCCUGGCUUCCUGCCACUGUCUGGCUCCUUCGGGCCUGGCGGCCCCUGCGGCACCAGCCCAAUGGAUGGGCGAGCCCUUCGCCGCUCCAGCCGUGGCUCCUUCACCAGGGGCAGCCUCGAGGACCUGCUGAGCGUGGACCCUGAGGCCUAUCAGAGCUCCGUGUGGCUGGGCACUGAGGAUGGCUGUGUCCACGUGUACCAGUCCUCCGACAGCAUCCGUGACCGCAGGAACAGCAUGAAGCUCCAACACGCAGCCUCGGUGACCUGCAUCCUGUACCUGAACAACCAGGUGUUUGUGUCUCUGGCUAAUGGGGAACUUGUGGUCUACCAAAGAGAAGCAGGUCGUUUCUGGGACCCCCAAAACUUCAAAUCUGUGACCUUGGGUGCUCAGGGGAGCCCCAUCACCAAGAUGGUGUCUGUGGGCGGGCGGCUAUGGUGUGGCUGCCAGAACCGAGUCCUGGUCCUCAACCCUGACACCCUGCAGCUGGAGCACACGUUCUACGUGGGGCAGGAUCCCAGCCGCAGCGUGGCGUGCAUGGUGGACUCCAGCCUGGGCGUGUGGGUGACUUUGAAAGGUAGUGCCCAUGUGUGUCUCUACCAUCCAGACACUUUUGAGCAGCUGGCAGAGGUCGACGUCACUCCUCCCGUGCACAGGAUGCUGGCAGGCUCGGACGCCAUCAUCCGGCAGCACAAGGCUGCCUGCCUGCGGAUCACAGCGCUGCUGGUGUGUGAAGAGCUGCUGUGGGUGGGCACCAGUGCCGGCGUCGUGCUCACCAUGCCCACCUCGCCCAGUACCGUCAGCUGCCCACGCGCACCCCUCAGCCCUGCUGGCCUGGGCCAGGGACACACUGGCCACGUCCGUUUCCUGGCUGCUGUCCAGCUGCCAGAUGGCUUUAACCUGCUCUGCCCCAGCCCGCCACCUCCCCCAGACACAGGCCCCGAGAAGCUGCCGUCGCUGGAGCACCGGGACUCCCCUCGGCACCGAGGACCCCCCUCGGCCAGGCCAAAAAUGCUGGUUAUCAGUGGAGGCGACGGCUAUGAGGACUUCAGACUCAGCAGUGGGGGCGGCGGCAGCAGCGAGACCGUGGGCCGCGAUGACAGCACGAACCACCUCCUCCUAUGGAGGGUGUGACCCUGUCCAGAUGGCUCAGGACGUGGCCACCCACCUGCCCUCAGCCUGCUUGCCUCUUCCUGACCCACACGCAGACUGCCCAGAGUGUCCAACGGGGCACACCUGUGCCGCUGGGCUCCUCCCAUUUCCGCGGAAGCGUCCUGAUGGAGCACCUGCUGGCCAGUGGGCCAAGGCCUUUCCUGACCCUCUGGCUGCUCCCGUGCUCCUGGUCAUGAUGGGGGCUGGGUGGGGGGCACGAGGGCUACCCAGACCUCUGUCCCUGGAGCUUCUACCAAAGACACGGCGAGGCCUGGACCCCAGGGGGCUGGGGAGGGCCAUGUGCAAUAUUUGGAGGGUUUUCUGGGGCAGUGGGAGGGCUGGGGGAUGGAAUCCUUUCCCAUGUACAGUAUUUAUGUUUCUUUUUAGAUGUGUACCUUCCCAAGCACUUAUUUAUGCAAUGACCUAGGGCAGGGAGUGAUUGGAGGAAAUGACAGAAGGAAAAGAAACCUAUUCCUGCCCUGGGGGGCCACCCAGGACCCUAACCAAGCCUUCCUGGAGGGACCAACCCCCCCUCAUUAAAUACAUGUGCGCGCGUGC